AUGGCACUCCGUCCUUCCGGUCGCGUGGAUCCUGCGGAUGCAUUCGAAGUGCAAGCGCUUACCUUUGAGUGGGCUAUGAGUUAUGACACAAAGGACUGGAACCGUCUGAAAGCUAUACUAGCUCCCAAAUUGAAUAUCGAUUACACCGACGUUGACGGGACAACCUUUGACAAUAUCCCACCUGAAAAAUGGAUUGAGCAUUGCUCAAAUCCACGUUUCCUAGGUGGCAACCGCAUGUCGACGCAGCACUUCAUCGGUGCUGCCAAAUACGUCCAACUGACGCCGAACGAGAUCCAGGCGGACUAUCAGAUUCGUGCUGCCCAUGUGCGCUGGAUGGAUGAUGCGAGGACGGUCGAGGGGCCAAAGGGCCAUGGGCACGGACUCAUGCGUCAGAAUUAUAUCAAGAUUGAUGGGGCAUGGAGACUUGCGGGCUGGAGACCCAUUGUGCUUUGGAACGAGCACGAUUUUGGUGAGGUCGUCCGGUUUGGGCUGGAGCAACCUGUGGAAAAGCUUUGA
This is a messenger RNA of Cyphellophora attinorum, 516 nucleotides long. Its product is annotated as putative scytalone dehydratase. Gene Ontology annotation, biological process: melanin metabolic process. Lineage: Eukaryota; Fungi; Ascomycota; Eurotiomycetes; Chaetothyriales; Cyphellophoraceae. Bases 1 to 516 code for a protein of 171 amino acids. The transcript is spliced from 4 exons. Gene Ontology annotation, molecular function: scytalone dehydratase activity. The record is from RefSeq and is a predicted model, not a curated record.